GCCGAGGGAGGGCGUGCGGCGGUUGGGUUGGUGUCCAUGGAAACCAAGCGCACACGGAGCACCGCCCUCCUCCUGGCCGGGUCGUCGCUGCCGCCAUCAUGAUGCUGCUGGGCCGCGGGAUGGACGCCAGGGACAAUCAGACUAGACAAAUACAAGAUGCUGUUUCAAAUGUGGAAAAACAUUUUGGUGAAUUGUGCCAAAUAUUUGCUGGAUAUGUACGUAAAACUGCCAGACUACGAGACAAAGCAGAUCUUCUGGUAAAUGAAGUAUAUGCAUAUGCAGCCACAGAGACACCAAACUUAAAAGUUGGACUGAAAAACUUUGCAGAUGAAUUUUCCAGACUUCAGGACUAUCGCCAGGCAGAGGUUGACAGGCUUGAAGCCAAGGUUGUUGAACCUCUGAAAAGUUAUGGCACCAUAGUGAAGCUUAAAAGGAAUGAUCUUAAAGCAACUUUAACUGCAAAGAACCGAGAAGCCAAGCAAUUGUCUCAACUGGAAAAGACACGUCAGCGGAAUCCAUCAGAUCGACACAUUAUUGCUGAAAGUGAAUUGCAAAGAGCUUCACUGGAUGCUACUCGAACAACUCAGCAACUGAAGGAAACCAUUGAUAACUUUGAGAAACAGAAAAUAAGGGACAUAAAAAACAUAUUUUCUGAAUUUAUAACCAUUGAAAUGUUAUUCCAUGGGAAAGCUUUAGAGAUAUAUACUGCUGCCUACCAAAAUAUCCAAAAUAUUGAUGAAGAAGAAGAUUUAGAGGUUUUUCGGAGCUCACUUCAUCCACCUGACUAUCAAUCUCGCUUAGACAUAGUUCGUGCAAAUUCGAAGUCCCCCGUACAAAGAACUGGCUCCUUAAAAUCUUCAUUGAGGACAGUACAGAUUUCCAGUAUGCUGAGAAAAGAGGAAGAAGAAGAGGAGGAAGAGGAAGAUGAAGAGGAGGAAGAUGACGAAGAGGACGAAUUAGAUGCUCCAAAAGAAGCUUGACUAAGAUGACUUUUGAUUCCUUUACACAUACAGAAUGAACGUUCACCAAGAAGGACCUAGCCCGAUAUCUACGCUGAAUGCUGCUUUGCUUUUAAAUAAAAGUGCCUUUAUAAUAAAACUAAUUGAUAUUUUA
Messenger RNA from Pezoporus occidentalis (night parrot), 1113 nucleotides. RefSeq names its product CBY1 interacting BAR domain containing 1 (gene CIBAR1). Gene Ontology annotation, biological process: cilium assembly. Lineage: Eukaryota; Metazoa; Chordata; Aves; Psittaciformes; Psittacidae. The coding region runs from base 99 to 980 and encodes 293 amino acids. Gene Ontology annotation, cellular component: ciliary basal body; ciliary transition zone. The transcript has 9 exons. The record is from RefSeq and is a predicted model, not a curated record.